Molecule: messenger RNA, 1707 nt
Organism: Endocarpon pusillum Z07020
Lineage: Eukaryota; Fungi; Ascomycota; Eurotiomycetes; Verrucariales; Verrucariaceae
Exons: 2
Coding region: 1-1707 (568 amino acids)
Biological process (GO): protein deubiquitination
Molecular function (GO): cysteine-type deubiquitinase activity
Source: RefSeq, a predicted model, not a curated record
AUGUCUAAUAUAAGUACACAAGCUUCAUCCGCGGAGAGCCCGCCAUCGACCACGGCUACAUCAGUAUCAACAACAUUGGACGCCACGCCUGGAUGCAGUCACCUUGCAAGUCACGUUCAAUCAGGAAAAGAUGCAAAGAAAGAGUUCGCCAACGGCCUCGCCAAGGCUCGGAGAAGAGCUCAAAAGGUCGAUGAUUCUCAAAGCCGGGCUCUGCGGUAUCACUGUGUACAAUGCACCGAAGCUGGCGGUGUAAAACAAAUUGAGAUACACCAUGCCAAGACGCAGCAUGCUUUUUCGUUCUCUUCUGAAUCCUCGGCAGUCUAUUGCGCUCUAUGCAGAGAUAUGACCUAUGAUAAAAUGGCGAAAAGACCCAGCCUCGCUGCUUCAUCGUCUUCUUCUGACACCCCCAAAAAGCGCAAGACCAGCGAGGCUAAUGGGGAUGAUUCAUACAUCACUGCGAAUUCAGCGCAACGCCCUUGUGGGAGAGAAGGCGCUCGUGGAUUGUUCAAUCUCGGCCACACAUGUUACAUGAACGCGGUUAUUCAGACCAUGGUUCAUAACUCUCUGCUUUCCAGUUUCUUCCUUGGCAAAGGACACCCAAUCCACACAUGCUCGAAGAAUGAAGACGAUGAAGAAGACGUACCUUGCGUCGCCUGUGGUUUCACGGAAAUAUUCUCGGAAUCACGAGUUGCUGAGAAUACUCAACCGAUGGCCGCACUAUCACUGCUCAAAGCCUCCUGGCUAGCCAUACCAGAAAUGCAAGGCGAACGUCAACAAGACUCCCACGAAUGGUACUUGCAAAUUAUUGAUAAGCUCCACGAAUGUGAAAAGCCCGCCUACGACAGUAAAGGAGUCUGCCGCUGCUUCAUCCACAAAGCCUUCUACGGCCGCACGAGUCAGGAAAUCGCCUGCAACAAAUGUGGCUUCGUCUCCCGCACCCAAGAGCAAAUGCUGUACCUAGCUCUAAACUUCCAAAAACAACUAGCCGCUACCACUUCCAGCAACACCAGCGGCAACAGGAAGAAAUCCGAACCAACCCCCUCGACCUCCAGCUCCACCUCCGACCCAGCACCCGCACCACCACCCAUCCCAACCAUGGCCGCCUGUCUCGAAGACCUGACCACCCUUGAAAACCUCAGCGACGACACCUACUCAUGCCGCGGGUGCGACAAGAAGGGCCAAAUGACCAAGACGGUCCGGAUCCGAAAACUUCCCGCCAUACUGUGCAUGCAGGUAAAUCGGUUUCAGAACGAAAUUCGUGGUGGAAAUGUGGUACAGAAGAAGAUCAAGGGGAGAGUGCAGUACCCGCUUGAGAUUGAUAUGAAACCUUAUACGACGAGAGGUGGGGGGCGGAGAGGGAAGGGAAAGAGUAAUGGGAAGAAUGGAAAGGAAGAGGGUAGUAGAAAGGGGGAGGUUGAAGGCGGAGGAGGAGGAGGAGGAGAUGAUGGGGGUUUUCUUUAUGAGUUGGAGAGUGUGAUUGUGCAUGAGGGCAAGGCGAUCGAACAGGGCCACUAUUUUGCUUUUUGUCGGGCGGCUCCUCCCGCAGAGAACAAGAGUCCUAGUACCGAGACGGGGAGGAGGGAGUGGUACAUGUUCAAUGACGCCAAGGUCACGGUUGCAGCGGAGAACUUGGUCUUGGAACAGGAGGCUUAUUUAUUAUUCUAUUCGUUGAAGAGGAUUUGUGGCGCGGGCGGUGAGAAGAGAUAG